CAAACUGAAUGCCUCCAGGGAUAGGGCAACCACAGCAUCUCCACAUCAAGGCCCCAUCCUGCACUCCAGCUGGUACUGGUGCCCCCAUCCCAUCCUGUGCCCACACCGAGUCCUGCUGUUCCUCCCCAAAGCUGACUCCUCUCCCUGGCUUUUCCAAUUGGGGUUUCAGGUUAGAAAUCCCCACUGACACCCCUGGGAGUGCACUGGGUCCCCUUGGCAGCACAGUGUGUCAGUGCCACCUCUGAGCAGCUUUUGGGGAUUUUCUCCCAUGGCUGUGGCAGCUCUUGGUGUGCUUGAGGCUGAGGGUGCUGCAGGGGGUUGGAAGGGAACUGGAGCAGAGGACCCCCAUAUGGUGUUUUCCCUUCUCAUCUGCAGUGCACGUGGCUCCUCCGCAGCACUGGCCCUUCUAAGUGUGCCAAGCUGCCACCUGGGAACCCCCGACAGUGACAUCCCUGCAGGCUUUGCUGCUGUCAUGUGGAGAGGCAGUGUGUGAGAUAGGGGCUGUGCCAGCUGCCAGCACAGCUGCGGAGUGACAUGAGCUGGGUAGCAGAUGGGGAUGCUGUGGCACUUUAAGUGACCACGUCUGAGUGCCAGGGGGUUGCAGGAAGAGGACAGGAGGUGGCACGGUGCUCAGCCCUCCCCUCCGUGUGGCUGCGUGGGCUUCCUUUGUGCUGCCAACGUAAAGACCUUGAGAGGAGGUUCUGUGGGGAGUGCCUGCAGCCCUGCCUCCAGGUGCCAUCCCCGCUCUGCCCGCUCUGCCGCAUGCCCUUCGACCCCAAGAAGGUAGAGAAGGCUUCCAGUGUGGAGAAGCAGCUCUCAUCCUACAAGGCUCCCUGCAGAGGCUGCAGCAAGAAGGUGACCCUAGCAAAAAUGCGGUCUCACGUCUCGUCUUGUGCAAAGGUGCAGGAGCAGAUGGCCAACUGCCCCAAGUUUGUCCCAGUUGUCCCCACAUCCCAGCCUAUCCCCAGCAAUAUUCCCAAUCGCUCAACGUUUGUGUGCCCAUAUUGUGGGGCCCGGAAUCUGGACCAGCAGGAACUGGUGAAGCACUGCAUGGAGAAUCACCGCAAUGACCCCAACAAAGUGGUGUGCCCUGUCUGCUCAGCCAUGCCCUGGGGGGACCCCAGCUACAAGAGUGCAAACUUCCUGCAGCACCUCCUGCACCGGCACAAGUUCUCCUACGACACCUUUGUGGACUAUAACAUCGACGAGGAGGCAGCGCUGCAGGCUGCUCUGGCUCUGUCACUCUCUGAGAACUGAGGGCUGCCGUGGAGCUUUGCUUCGGAUCCCACCUCACACCCCUUUUUGCACACUCGACCUUCCUGCUGGGGAAGGCAUGGAACUCGUUGCCCCCUGAGAAUCACGGCCUCUCUUCCCUCACCUCUCUGGGCAGAUCCCACCACCACGAAGAAGGGGCAGAUGCCUCAGCAUCACUCUGGACUGGUGAGUGAGCAGAGCCGUCCGCUGCUGGGAGGAGAGAGGACAGGGGACCGUUCCUCAGUUAGGCAUUUCAUAUCCGUACACGGAGUGUAUACCUGUAUCCAGAUCUAUUUAUUAUUAGAUGCUUUUUGGCACCAUUGGUCUUCA
Molecule: messenger RNA, 1584 nt
Organism: Lagopus muta (rock ptarmigan)
Lineage: Eukaryota; Metazoa; Chordata; Aves; Galliformes; Phasianidae
Gene: RNF166
Product: ring finger protein 166
Exons: 6
Coding region: 763-1257 (164 amino acids)
Biological process (GO): protein polyubiquitination; ubiquitin-dependent protein catabolic process
Molecular function (GO): ubiquitin protein ligase activity
Source: RefSeq, a predicted model, not a curated record